Molecule: messenger RNA, 491 nt
Organism: Cotesia glomerata
Lineage: Eukaryota; Metazoa; Arthropoda; Insecta; Hymenoptera; Braconidae
Product: histone H3
Exons: 1
Coding region: 36-446 (136 amino acids)
Cellular component (GO): nucleosome
Molecular function (GO): protein heterodimerization activity; structural constituent of chromatin; DNA binding
Source: RefSeq, a predicted model, not a curated record
CGUAAUAAGUGUAAUCCACAGUUCACUCAGCUGAAAUGGCAAGAACUAAGCAGACUGCUCGUAAGUCUACCGGGGGCAAAGCGCCUCGUAAACAACUUGCUACGAAGGCCGCCCGUAAGAGCGCGCCAGCAACUGGAGGAGUCAAGAAGCCCCAUCGUUACCGUCCGGGAACUGUUGCUCUUCGUGAGAUUCGUCGUUACCAAAAGAGCACUGAAUUGUUGAUCCGUAAAUUGCCCUUCCAACGUCUCGUACGUGAAAUUGCUCAGGACUUCAAGACUGAUCUGCGAUUCCAGAGCUCUGCUGUGAUGGCUCUUCAAGAAGCCAGCGAAGCUUAUCUCGUUGGUCUCUUUGAGGAUACUAAUCUCUGCGCUAUUCACGCCAAGCGUGUGACUAUCAUGCCUAAGGACAUCCAGUUGGCUCGUCGUAUCCGAGGAGAACGUGCUUAAGUCAUUGAUCUUCGUCGUAUUUCAAACCAAACGGCCCUUUUUAGG